AUUGCCGUCUGACAUGUAAAUUCCUAAAAGAUUGUUCAUUAACACUUGAUUCCUUCACAAACGGAGAGCCAAAAAGUAAAUAAAAACAUGAUGAUAAAUAUUGCCGGCAAUUAAAAGAGGAUAUUUCCAUAUUCCACUAGGAAUUAAACUUGGUAACUAGCACAGCAAAUACAUUGUCUACACUCCGCGACAUGACUUCUUCCACUUCGUUCUUCUGCUGCUUCUUUUUAACUUGGAAAAGCCAGAAUUUUUCACUUAAACAGAAAGAAAUAAAUCUUACUCGGAAAAUGCAGGUUACUUUCUGUAGGACCAUAUGAGGGCUAUAGUAUGAUUAGAAAGUGACAAAUGACUGACUUUCUUUUCCCAAAUUCCACGGCACAUGUAAUGUCACAUGAUGCACUCGCAUUCAUUUGUACUUGCUAAUUCUACUUCUUGACUAUUCACAGUAAUCCAACUACCACUAUUUUUCAGUCUUUUUACUCUUAUCUUUUCUCCUUUUUUUCAAGAUCCUAGUUAAAAGAUCACUAUGGAUUCUUUCAGAAUAUGGUUCUCGUCUUUAAAUAACUCUGCUGGCAAAUUUCUUGGAGAAUUUAAGUACUGGAAAAAAGGGAAAAAGAAACCAAAGAGAAUGGUUUCUGAUUUCAGUUGGUUAUCAGGUUUUGCAGCUAUGGAAAUCUAUAGUCAACUUAAAUUAGUCUUUAAAUUCAUAGAUGCUAAUGGGGAUGGGAAGAUAUCUCCACUGGAGUUAACUGAAAUUUUGUUGAGUCUUGGACAUGAAGAAUUGAAAGCUGCUGAGGAAUUAGCUGAAAUUAUGGUAAAAGAAAUGGAUUGUGAUGGGGAUGGAUUUGUGGAUUUGGAUGAGUUCAUGAGUGUUAUGGGGGUAGAAAAUGAUCAAGUUCUUGGUGAUUCUACUAAGGAUAUUGAUGAGCUUAGGGAAGCUUUUCUGGUUUUUGAUGCUGAUAAAAAUGGAGUAAUAUCAGCUAAAGAGUUGAGGAGAGUCCUAAUUAGCCUUGGUUGUGUAAAUUGCAGUGUUAAAGAGUGUCGUAGAAUGAUUAAAGGGGUUGAUAAAGAUGGUGAUGGAUUUGUAAAUUUUGAUGAGUUUAAAGAAAUGAUGGGUGCUGGUUGCAAUCUUUAGUAUAGUAAGCUCAUAAUCUUUUUCUUAUUCUAUUUUUGUAUUAUUUGGGAUUUAAAGGGGAGCUUAGCACAAGCGGAGAGUUGAUCGGUACGAGUUCAAGCCGUGGAAACAAAAGAGAUCAGAGUCAAGAUCUGAAGACCUAAUACAAACACGGCCAUUUAUUAGCUGCCUCGUCAAAUGACACGUGUCAAUUGUUAUAUCCUUUGAAAGGAUUAAAAAAAUAUCAAAAUUGUUUACUCUUGUCGCAAGUUCUUGACCUAAAUGGAUUUCCUUUUUCUUGGGGUCUUAACUAUUUAAAAAGAGUAUUUCACAGCAAUCAUUUUCUCUCUUUUAUUCUUCUGCUAAAAUUUUCAUUAACGAAAUUCAUGUACUAAACUCUGUCAAAUAGCAUAAAAUGUUGGUAUAGAUUACAGUACUAGGGUGAAUGCUUAUUAGCAUUUGGUGUUUAUCAAAUCAAGUUUUUUAACCUUAACAUUUAAAAAUUAAUAUUAAAAUCAUAUCACAUAAAUAUGUGUAUGAAAGACAUAUGUCGUCUAUUCAUU
Molecule: messenger RNA, 1677 nt
Organism: Nicotiana tabacum (common tobacco)
Lineage: Eukaryota; Viridiplantae; Streptophyta; Magnoliopsida; Solanales; Solanaceae
Product: putative calcium-binding protein CML18
Molecular function (GO): calcium ion binding
Source: RefSeq, a predicted model, not a curated record